CUUAAAUGCUGAACAGCCUCUUCCAUUCCCUGACGACACCCGCCCCUUUCUCUCUCCCUUCACUGGCAUUAUUUUGUCUCCGUCUGGCUCACCGUCGCUCCAGCUUUCACUGGUCCUCCCCCUGUGAAGAUUCCAGUUUGGUGGUGGUCGAUACGUAAAGAUGGCCCUCCCGUUGGCAGUGGUGAUAUGUCUGUCAGCCAUCCAGCUGUGUUUAGGAGAUCAGCCCGUGGAGGAAGUCAUCCCAACAAGUACGUUGCCUCUCCUGGGCGGGGGUUUGAAAAAGGGUGUAGAGUCAGCUGAGGUUCAGGAGGCGACUGAAUAUGCUGUGAAGAUGCACAACACUCACUCCAAGAGUAAGAAGGUUUUCAAGCUGGUCUCCAUCACCUCCGUUCAGGCACAGGUCACCAACAUGAUCAACUUUAAAUAUGCGGUCCUGGGAAAAACCAAGUGUCUGAAGCGUGAAAACCAUGACCUGAACAGCUGCAGUCUUGACAAAAAGCAUCUGAAGUGCCAAUUCAUGGUGACGUUCAAUCCCCGCAACAACAAACACGAGCUCCAGUCAUCCAAGUGCCGAAAAAUUGUGGAUGAGGUUUAACUUUUGAAUCGGCUUCACUUUUUGUAGUUUGGCACCAUAACUUUUGACUACCUUAUAGCAUUUGGAUAUAAUGUUGAUGGGUUUAAAAUAUCUUUUGCGACUGGUUUUCAGUGCUGUAUGUGUGCUUUGUACAUCAACAACUUGUAACCAUGUCACAACACGAUCUUAAUAAAAUAAGUAACUGACUUUUUCA
Molecule: messenger RNA, 788 nt
Organism: Cyclopterus lumpus (lumpfish)
Lineage: Eukaryota; Metazoa; Chordata; Actinopteri; Perciformes; Cyclopteridae
Molecular function (GO): cysteine-type endopeptidase inhibitor activity
Source: RefSeq, a predicted model, not a curated record